AUGGCGGCGGUGGCUGCUGUAAUCAGGGCAGAAACAACGGGUUCUGUAGCCUCAAGCUUUGAGCAAACUCUUCCCAAAGCAAAAGAAAAACAAAAAGAAAAGGUUAAGGAAACCUCAGAUCCUCUCAAAGUCCUAGAUCCUGUAAGAAAAAAGCUCACAUCAGUCGAAGCUCAACGUGUGAUAGCAGUUGUUGAUGACUCGAUCAAGAGAUUGGAAUUAGUCUCCCUGUUGCCAUAUAUCAUCGAAAACUUAAACCGUUUUUCGGUCGUCCUUGGAUCCGAUCUGGUACAAGUUUUGGAAGAGCAUGAUCGCAUUCAGUCGUCUUACCAAACAGCAAUUUCUAAAUUCUCACUCGACCAAAGGCGCAGUCGAUCGGCUACUCCGACGGCAUCGCACGUUUCAUCGCGUCGCUCCAGUGAAGCUUCGCAAGCUAUAUCAGAGGACGAACAGGGAAUACCUAGCGUAUCAGGUACUUUGCCGGAGAGCAGGGCAAGUUCUGCUGGCAGCAGGAAAUCCUUCACCCAGAAACCAAGUCAACUGAGCCCGCUGCAAACCAGCAACGAUCAAAGUGUGGACCUCAAAGUUGUCGAUGCCCUUAGCACCCAGAUGAAGUAUUCUGUUAAAACCAUUCUCAGGUUGUUUGCCUCAAAUCCAGCCGCCGUAAACGUACUUAAAGAUCUGAGAAACGAACGAUCGGUGGAAGGAAAUACAAUGAUCGACGAAAUGACCACGUUGAGGGCGAUCCUAUUUGAGCGAUUAUUGACAACACCAAGCGAAGAGAAAGAGAGGAAACAGUAUUUGAAACAGGUUGUCGCCAGAGAAAUGAAAUCCAGUGAGACAGGCAGAAAACUUCAGGAUGAACUGAAAAGAGCCAUUGAUGAUAAAGAAAACGAGGUAUACUGGACAUGACUUCUGUAACAAUUCUUAACUAUUUUAAAUCAUGGUAUUCGAACCCUAUAUACUUUCUCCCCGCUCAGUUCUACAAACAGGAGAGAUCACACACCAAUCACUGAACUUAAUAUUUAUUCUUUUAGAUUUCCAAGAGAAAUGACAUCAUUCGUAGACUGAAAAAUGACAUCUACAAUGUAGAGAAAAAUGCGGAAGAGCAAAAUCGUAGGGUCAUUACCGAGGCAGCCAAGCAAGAUGCAUCAGAAAUGAAGAAUUCUGACAGCAAGAAAAGCAAACUGCAACAAGAAAGCAUAGAGUUAAAAAAGAAACUUGAAAGCGACACACUCACUCAUAGAGAGAGUGAGCUGGCUUUGAGAAAGGUAAGCGUUAGUGGUUAAUUACUACAAGAGCUCAUCCCAGUUUUGAUUGUAUGAAGAAAUUUACAGUAUGGCUCCCUUCUGAUGCCCUGGAUGUGAUGCCAAUCCAUUGCAGGAACUCCCUCAGUCAACACCAUAUUAGUCCUAUGGUAUAAAUAUUCUCCACACUGUUUGUUAAUGUACAUCUCCCAUGGUAAAGAUAAGGACAAUUUGGUCAAAAUUCAAGAGGUUCUUCAGUUAGUGAUCAUUUCCAAAAAUCUCAUGACCUUUAUGGUUGAUAUAGUGGUGAUACUGAAAAAAGAAAUUAGAUGUCAGGCACUCUUAGGGUUUCAAGAGUUAAUAUUUUAUAAUAGAGGUCUAAACAUCCAUUCUAAACCAACCAAAAUUGUAAGCACCAUUAACCCUCCCUCUCUAAUAGGCAUAUCCUUACCCUUACCCCCCACCCCUCAAAAAAAACAAACAAACUCCGCAAAUAGCAUUAGUAUAGUCAUUCAUUAAGGAUAGGUUAUGUUUCAUCUUAAAAUAGCUUUGCGACUUAUAUUACUAGAUCUAGGACUAUACUAUUAGGUCUAGGACUUGGUUUUCAACCAAAGAAAUGCUUACUGUAACAUGUUUCAUAAAAUCAGAACAACAGUUCAGCGUGGUGGGGGGGGGAGUUUCAAAGUUUUGACUUGAGUUUUGAUUCUUGCUUCUUCUAAUUCCCAGAAAUUGAUAGGCCCUCCCACCUCCGAAGAGGCUUAUUAUAACAUUUACAAUAAGUUUACCUAAAGAAAUGUUCUAUCUACAGCGAAAGUACAAGAUUGAAACUGAAGUUGAGAAUUGGAUACAGAAGUAUGAUACAGAUAUGGGAGAAAGACAAGUAAGACUUAUAUAUAUAUAUUUUUUUUUCACUCAAGAGAAUAACAAAGAGAAAAGUCACAGGCUAGGCAGCUUUGUAUGAACUUUCCAUGCGAGAUUUUUAGAGAGUUUGAUACAGUCGAGGCAGCUGAUGAUUAAUUAAGGUCGAUAGAAUGUUGUAGCAAAUUUUUAGAGCCGAUUACGACGUAACAAGCGUCAGCCCUCCGUUGAAGCACAGAGAACAGCUAUGGCACUUAAUUGAGAAACUAUUUUUUAAUCUUUCCGCUAAAUUUUUGCACUCUGCAGGAUGAAUUUGAUGCCCUAGACACGAUCUACACGGAGGAGAAAAGGCAGCUAAAUGAACUCGAGGAGCGUUUCAAGACCCUGGAGAAAGAGUACUUGGAAAUCGUGGAAGCGAGAAGAAUUGCAAAAGAGAAGGCCGAAGCUGCUGAAAGAGAGCUGAAUUUGAAAAUACGAGCGGCGAGAUUAAUACAGUCUCUAUGGCGAGCGCAUAGAGCCAGAAAACAGCUCAACAAAAAGAAAAAGGGAAAGAAAGGCAAAAAAGGAAAGAAAAGCGGAGGAAAAAAGAAAAAAAGAUAAACUUCUCCAUGAGGUUGAACAAAACAAAAGCCAUCUUAUAAAAGAAAAGCCUACAGAACGCUGAACUAAAGUUAGCCGAGUAGAUUUCUCCUAUUAUCCAACUGCUCUUCUUUCUGUUGAGUCUUUCUGCCCGUUUCUCGUGAGGCGGGAAAAGCAAAACGGAUACAGAGGCGUAGCGCGCGCAGCCGACUGGUUAAACAUGUUUUUUUUUACAGUCCAAAAUAAUCAAUUGUUCAAUAUCGCAGGAUUUUUGUGCUCUAUUCGUGCGUUAUUUGUACUUUACUUUGUGCAGUUGGAUAAUAACUAUGACUACUCGCUCCUCCGAUCCAAAACUAUGAAUUUUUAUUGGCAGCCUUGUACGUCUUUUACAUGGAACGUGAGCUCUAUAGAGAGCCGCUGCUCUGGAAAUGAGCCUACUCCUCUCUUGAAGAGUCGUCCCGGGGAAGAAAGAAGACAACUGUAGAGAGCGGCGAGAUCCUAGCCUGCAUAUAAUGUCGGGAACUUGCUUAACUCUAGUAAAAUUGGUUUUCUUAUGACAAAUACGAACUUGCGAAAGUUUAUUGCUCGUUAAUUUUAAAGAGGGGGCAUGGAGGUUCAUUAAAAACCUUAAAAGCGUAGUAAAAAUCAUCCAAAACCACAAAAAAAAUCGAUCAAAACCGAAAACCGCAUUCAAACCGUCGUAACCGAUUAACUUUCACGACCCAGUUAUCAAAAUCCUAAUCGAUCCGAUACAGUCAGUGACAAGUGGAGCAUCUUGACGGAGGUUUCGCGGCUAUUCGAGAUCAGUGGAAGCGCAUAAUUGCCGCUCAGAUCGUGGUGAAACCGGAACCCAAAUAGGAAAAAAAACCCUUUUAAAAAGCUAAAAUCUCGAAACCGAAAACCCCAAUGCCCCCCCCCCCUCUAUAAAAGUCACCGUAAAAUUUGUGCAAAUAUUGUAAAUAUGUAAUUAAGGAUGAACAUUUACGGCGAAAAACUGAUUUUUUUGUUCAGAAGAAACUUUUGUACAAGUUAGUUGUGUUACACUUUUAAUGGGAAUUCUUGUCAGUGAUGUAACUUAAAUUAUUAUCCACCUAACCCAUGUUACUUGCGCUAUACAACGCUGGGGAACAAAAACUGUGGUCCACCUUUAGAAUGUUUUUCAUUGGUCCGAGACAGUGUGGGAGUAAAUAAAGAAAGUGUCAUAUAACAG
Molecule: messenger RNA, 3891 nt
Organism: Pocillopora meandrina
Lineage: Eukaryota; Metazoa; Cnidaria; Anthozoa; Scleractinia; Pocilloporidae
Source: the annotation of a GenBank genome assembly